This is a messenger RNA of Haemonchus placei, 546 nucleotides long. Lineage: Eukaryota; Metazoa; Nematoda; Chromadorea; Rhabditida; Trichostrongylidae. The record is from the annotation of a GenBank genome assembly.
AAAUCAGCAGAUGGUAGGAGGGUUUUGUAUAAUGAAAUUGUUUUUCGAACUAUUCACGAGUUUGUUAAACCUGAGAGGAUCAGAAACAAUUUGUUGGCCAGCCGUUUGUACACCCCUAUUGAAGCUCGAACCUCUCAGGGCAGAGAUGAAGUUGAAAGAAUAGCCACUGACAAUUUUCUGGAUAGUUUCGAAUCAUGGUUUUGCUCAUUAAUAGUUGAAUUUUUUAGUUACAUGGAUGUACUGCUUUCAGUCUCCCCUACGACCAAAACGGGCGGUUACUACUUAUAUGGCAGGCGAGAUUCUAUUAACAAAACACGAUUUCUUCUAGUCAGAACGAGUCAUGGUGAUGGUAAACAAGCCUUUAAACGUGUAACACUCCCUGGAGGGUCGACGGUAAUGCAAUUGAGGAAGAUGAUUGAGAAAUCCAUGCGGAAUGGUGUGGUAAAGUCUAUAUGGACCCUACCUGAUAGGGUAGGUUACUUGGUGACUUGCUGCUUCGAUAAAGCCCCGUCCAUAGUUCAGGCCUAUUCUGUUAAGCCGAGAUAG